Ostreobium quekettii is the source of this 846-nucleotide messenger RNA. The record is from the annotation of a GenBank genome assembly. NCBI's taxonomy places the organism in Eukaryota, Viridiplantae, Chlorophyta, Ulvophyceae, Bryopsidales, Ostreobiaceae.
AUGGAGGCCCAUGCACUUGUGGCAAGGCUGAAUGCCGACACACGCAUCAGGUUCCCAUUUCUGUGUUUAUUGGCAUCAGGGGGGCACCUGCUGUUGCUUAUUGUGCAUGGCAUCGGAAGAUACACACAGCUCGGAACCACACUGGACGAUUCUUUGGGUGAAGCAUAUGACAAGGUUGCCAGGCUGCUGGGCCUUGACCUGAGGCCUAGUGGCGGCGCUGUGCUGGAGGCAUUUGCCAAUGAAGGAGACCCUUACAAGUACAAAUUCAAGGUUCCAAUGCUCAAAUACAAAAACUGUGAUUUUUCCUAUUCGGGCCUCAAGACAGCAGUUCGACUGGCUGUUGAGAAGUUGGUGAUGGACCCAAACGAUGCUUCUAAAAGACAGGUGCGUGCAGACAUAGCUGCAUCAUUUCAGCACGUCGCCAUUCAGCACUUGGAAGAACGAUGCUCUCGUGCAUGUGAAUGGGCACUGUCACGCUCUCCGGACAUAACGACAUUCGUUGUGUCUGGGGGUGUUGCUUCAAACAUGGCUGUGAGAGACAGGCUGCAGGCAGUUGCAAAUUCUUCAGGACUGGAAUUGGUCACCCCACCCCCAAGGUUGUGCACUGAUAAUGGGGUCAUGGUGGCUUGGGCUGGGCUGGAAAGGUAUCAACUGGGUCUACACGAACCACCACCAGCAGUGGCGCCUACAGAAGAUGAUUGGGUGGAAAUUAGGGCUAGAUGGCCACUGACAGAAGACAAGGUUUCAAGUGGCGACGAAUAUGUGCGCAUUGUCAGAAAGAAGCGAUUGGUCACAAGCUUGACGACAAUGGACAGCAUGCGAGACAGCCAGAUGGCAACAGAGUAG